AUGAACCUACUAGGAUAUUUCUCAGUACUAUUUGCCUCGACGCUUUUCGAGUCCAUCGAAUGUGGACGGGACUUCUACAAAAUUCUCGGUGUUCGUAGGAACGCGAACCUAAACGAAAUCAAGAAGGCCUAUCGAGCACUGGCAAAGGAACUGCACCCUGACAAGCAUCCUGAUGAUGAGCUGGCACAUGAGAAGUUCCAAGACCUUGGCGCUGCUUAUGAGGUGCUCUCGGACAAAGAAAAACGUGCUGCAUAUGACCGUCAUGGCGAGGAAGGAGUUAGAAAAAUGAUGGGAAACGGUGGUGGUCAUGACCCGUUCUCUUCAUUUUUCGGUGAUUUUUUCGGUGGAGGGCACGAAGCUGGAGAAGAGCAAAAACCUAGAGGUGCAGAUGUUGUUUUUGACUUGUUCGUUACAUUAGAGGAAGUCUACAUCGGGCACUUCGUGGAGGUUAAGAGGAAAAAAGCUGUUUAUAAACAAACAUCAGGGACAAGAAAGUGUAACUGUAGACAUGAAAUGCGAACUGAGCAAGUUGGUAUGGGUCGUUUCCAAAUGUACCAGGUCCAAGUUUGUGACGAAUGUCCUAAUGUGAAGCUUGUUCAAGAGUCACGAAUCCUUGAGAUAGAAGUGGAAGUUGGUGCAAACGACGGCCACGAGCAAGUGUUUGUUGGUGAAGGAGAACCUCAUAUUGAAGGAGAUCCUGGAGAUCUGAAAAUCCGGAUUAACGUUCAGAAGCAUUCAAGAUUUGAACGACAAGGCGACGAUCUCUACACAAAUGUCACGAUUUCGUUACAAGACGCUUUGAAUGGCUUUAAAAUGGAGAUUGAACAUCUUGACGGUCAUAAAGUCCAUAUAGAACGUGAAAAAAUAACAUGGCCCGGAGCUCGAAUGCGGAAGAAAGACGAGGGCAUGCCGUCGAUGACAAAUAACAAUCAACGUGGUGACCUCUAUAUCACAUUCGAUGUUGAAUUCCCCCGAACGGAGUUGUCUGAAGAACAAAAGAAAAUUGUUUCGGAUUUAUUGAAGCAGGAAAAUGUUAAACCUAAGGUUUAUAAUGGUUUACAGGGUUAUUAA
Angiostrongylus costaricensis is the source of this 1071-nucleotide messenger RNA. The record is from the annotation of a GenBank genome assembly. Lineage: Eukaryota; Metazoa; Nematoda; Chromadorea; Rhabditida; Metastrongylidae.